Molecule: messenger RNA, 623 nt
Organism: Vanessa tameamea
Lineage: Eukaryota; Metazoa; Arthropoda; Insecta; Lepidoptera; Nymphalidae
Exons: 1
Coding region: 45-563 (172 amino acids)
Source: RefSeq, a predicted model, not a curated record
AUAAUCAUCAGUUAGUUUUUGAACUCAUAACAACACAGACCACAAUGUUGAAGCUGGUGGUGUUGUCUAUUGUCCUCGCCUCUGUGGCCGCUAGUGGUAUUGCACCUUUAUGGGGUGGGCACUUAGCUGCUCCAUGGGGCGGUCAUUUAGCUGCUCCCUGGGGUGCGGCCAUUGCUGCUCCUAUCGCUGCUCCAAUUGCUGCAGCUCCACUUGCUCCAGUCGGCGCAUACAACUACAGAGGCCCACUUUCUCUUGCUCCUGGACAACCCGCUAAUAUCUUGGCUCACGAUGGCAGACCACUGGAUACUCUUAGUGUUAACGUUGACCGUGCUAUUCAUUACACUGCUAAGGCACUCGACCAUGGCGGAGCUCAUCUGCUGAAAAAGAGAUCAGUCGUGGCUCCAUGGGCAGUUGCUGCUCCAGCUGCUGCCUGGUCACACUCUGCCCGCAUCGAUGUUCCUGCUGCUCGAGUAAUCGCACCUGCUCCCGUUGCCUUGGCUGCCGCUGCACAUGUUGCUCCUUGGGGUUUAGGACACGGCGCUCAUUUGGGACACCUUUGGUGAAAAGUACAAAGAAAAUAGGCUAUUCUUUAAAGACAUGAUAAUAAAAGAGAGUUAUUCACA